UCCACCACAAGACCCACCUCAAGACCCACCACUGGCUCCACCACAAGACCCACCACAAGACCCACCACUGGCUCAACAACAAGUCCCGCCACAGAGUCCACCAUAGUAUCAACAACAAGCACAACCACUACCACUGGCUCAACCACAAGACCCACCACAAGACCCACCACUAGUUCC
Messenger RNA from Pimephales promelas (fathead minnow), 177 nucleotides. The record is from RefSeq and is a predicted model, not a curated record. Lineage: Eukaryota; Metazoa; Chordata; Actinopteri; Cypriniformes; Leuciscidae.